Sorex fumeus (smoky shrew) is the source of this 1900-nucleotide messenger RNA. It is a transcript of the gene KLHDC3, whose product is annotated as kelch domain containing 3. The record is from RefSeq and is a predicted model, not a curated record. Gene Ontology annotation, cellular component: cytoplasm. Bases 216 to 1871 code for a protein of 551 amino acids. The transcript is spliced from 15 exons. Lineage: Eukaryota; Metazoa; Chordata; Mammalia; Eulipotyphla; Soricidae. Gene Ontology annotation, molecular function: chromatin binding; protein binding.
GGGGCCCGGCUGCGCGUGCGCAGACGGCGGCCGCCGGAAGCACCCAGCCGAGCUGUGUUUAUCUCGUUGGACCCUGGAGUCGUCGGUUGGCGCGCAACGGGUUCGAGGCUGCAGGCAGCGCGAGGACCCGCGGCCCCGCCCCGGCCCGGCCUGGCAGGUAGCAGAGGCAGCAGGCCGUGCCGGGGGGGCAUGUUGCUGUGACCAGUGGCCAGGGGAUGUUACGGUGGACAGUGCACCUGGAGGGCGGGCCCCGCAGGGUGAACCAUGCCGCCGUGGCCGUGGGACACCGGGUCUACUCCUUCGGUGGUUACUGCUCAGGAGAGGACUAUGAGACACUGCGGCAGAUUGACGUGCACAUCUUCAAUGCAGUGUCCUUGCGUUGGACAAAGCUGCCCCCAGUGAGGCCUGCCGUCCGCGGGCAGGCUCCCGUGGUACCCUACAUGCGCUAUGGACACUCGACCGUCCUGGUUGAUGACACGGUCUUCCUUUGGGGUGGGCGGAACGAUACUGAAGGCGCGUGCAAUGUGCUCUACGCCUUUGACGUCAAUACUCACAAAUGGUCCACGCCCCGAGUGUCAGGAACAGUUCCUGGAGCCCGGGACGGGCACUCGGCUUGUGUCCUGGGCAAGAUCAUGUACAUUUUUGGGGGCUAUGAGCAGCUGGCGGACUGCUUUUCCAAUGACAUUCACAAGCUGGAUACCAGCACCAUGACCUGGACCCUCAUCUGUACCAAGGGCAACCCUGCGCGCUGGCGGGACUUCCACUCCGCCACCAUGCUGGGCAACCACAUGUAUGUCUUCGGGGGCCGCGCUGACCGCUUUGGGCCCUUCCAUUCCAACAAUGAGAUCUACUGCAACCGCAUCCGAGUCUUUGACACCAAGACCGAGGCCUGGCUGGACUGUCCGCACACGCUAGUGCUGCCGGAGGGCCGCCGGAGCCACUCGGCCUUCGGCUACAACGGGGAGCUGUACAUUUUUGGCGGCUAUAACGCAAGGCUGAACCGUCACUUCCACGAUCUCUGGAAAUUUAACCCCGUAUCUUUUACCUGGAAAAAGAUUGAACCGAAGGGGAAGGGGCCCUGUCCCCGUCGACGCCAGUGCUGCUGUAUUGUUGGUGACAAGAUUGUCCUCUUUGGGGGUACCAGUCCAUCUCCCGAGGAGGGCCUGGGAGAUGAGUUUGACCUCAUAGAUCAUUCGGACUUACACAUUUUGGACUUUAACGCGUCGCACUUGUCGUUUGAGGAGCUGCUGGAGUUGCAGAAGCAAGCGGGCAUAAAGGCCGGCCAGCAUGUGCCGUCUGGAAGCGGCACGAAGAAGCAGGGCUCCAGGCCACCCGCACAAGGCGUGUGCCUGGCAGACAAGCACAGGCCCCUGGAGAUGUCAUCCAAGGUGCGGGUGCCAUUUUUGCGUCAGGUUGUGCCUGUCAGUAAAAAGGUAGCCCGUGACCCCCGCUUUGAUGAUCUGUCAGGAGAGUAUAAUCCUGAGGUGUUUGACAAAACAUACCAGUUCCUUGACGACAUCCGUGCGAAGGAGAAACAGCUUGUGAAGAAGCAGCUGAAGAAGCAGCGCGGCGGGGAGGAGCGUGAGAAGCUGCAGCAGCUGCUCCAGCGAAUGGAGCAGCAGGAGCUGGCCCAGCAGGAACGCAAGCGGAAGCAGGAGCUACGCCUGGCCCUGCAGCAGGAGCGGCGGGCGCAGGCCAAGGAGGGCCACCGGCCGUUUUUCUUGAAGAAAUCCGAGCAGCGCCAGUUGGUCCUCGCUGAGAAGUUCAAGGAGCUGAAACGCAGCAAGAAGCUCGAGAGUUUCUUGAGUCGAAAGAGGCGGCGGAAUGCAGUCAAGGACCGGCGACAUCUGCCUUUGAACAAAGAGCGCUAAGGCCUGUCCUCAGCUCUGCGGCCUGGCUG